AUAGGAGUAUAGGGUAUUAUAGAGAAAUAAAGACAAGCAUUGAACAAUUGGCGAUACGGUGUCGGUAGCGGCAGCGUAAGAAGUGACAUAAAAUCCGUUGUCCAUCUUUCCACUUCCGCUCCCUCAAGAUUCCAGAUUUCCCCAAAGCUCUGCCCAAGAUCUCAAAUUUCUUCAGGGUCUCCAUGUACUGCUGAAGCAGGUCCUUUAUUGAUCUCAGUCUCCUUGAUUUGUAGCAAAAUUUGUGUAAAGAUGGGUUUUUUGUGCGAUUUUAGUAUCUGGGUAUUCGCCUUUUGCUUGGUAUUUCAAUCUGGAUAUGGGUUUUAUCUUCCCGGAAGUUACCCUCACAAAUAUGGCAUCGGUGGCACCUUGUCAGUCAAAGUGAAUUCUCUCACUUCUAUUGAUACCGAGAUGCCUUAUAGUUACUAUAGUUUGCCAUUCUGUAAACCACAAGAGGGUGUUAAGGAUAGCGCUGAGAACCUAGGUGAGCUUCUUAUGGGGGAUCGGAUUGAGAACUCCCCCUAUAAGUUUAAGAUGUACAACAAUCGGACUGACAUAUUCCUUUGCCAGUCUGAUCCCUUAUCUCCUGAUAGCUUUAAGCUCUUGAAGGAGAGAAUUGAUGAGAUGUAUCAGGUUAAUUUGAUUCUUGACAAUUUGCCUGCAAUUCGUUAUACCAAGAAGGAGGGCUAUGUGCUGAGGUGGACUGGGUAUCCAGUUGGGAUUAAGGUUCAGGAUGUGUAUUAUGUGUUUAACCAUUUAAAGUUUAAUGUGCUUGUUCAUAAGUAUGAGGAAACAAACGUGCUGCGUGAUAUGGGAACUGGGAAUGCAGCUGAGGUCAUCCCUACAGUUGGAAAUGGGGAAUCUGAUGUGCCGGGUUACAUGGUUGUGGGAUUUGAGGUUGUUCCUUGUAGUGUCAUGCUUAAUGCUAAUGCUGUCAAGAACUUGCAAAUGUAUGAAAAGUAUCCAACCUCUGUUAAAUGUGAUCCGAAUACUGUGUCAAUGCCUAUUAAGGAAGGUGAGCCAAUUGUGUUCACUUAUGAGGUUGCCUUUGAGGAGAGUGAUAUCAAGUGGCCAUCUCGCUGGGAUGCUUAUUUAAAGAUGGAGGCAUCAAAGGUCCAUUGGUUCUCAAUCCUGAAUUCUCUUAUGGUGAUCACAUUCCUUGCUGGUAUAGUCCUUGUGAUCUUCUUAAGGACUGUUAGGCGGGACCUGACUCGGUAUGAGGAGCUUGACAAGGAGGCUCAAGCACAGAUGAAUGAAGAGUUGUCUGGGUGGAAGCUUGUCGUGGGGGAUGUGUUCCGCGCUCCAUCAGAUUCUGCUCUUUUGUGCAUUAUGGUUGGAGAUGGGGUUCAGAUUCUUGGGAUGGCUGUUGUAACAAUAUUGUUUGCUGCUCUUGGAUUUAUGUCACCAGCUUCCCGUGGAACUCUUAUUAUAGGUAUGCUAUUUUUCUACAUGAUACUUGGCAUUGUAGCUGGCUAUGUGUCAGUUCGUCUUUGGAGAACAAUUUGCUGUGGUGAUUACAAAGGAUGGGCUUCUGUCUCCUGGAAAGCUGCUUGUUUCUUCCCUGGCAUUGCCUUUUUGAUUUUAACCACUUUGAACUUCCUAUUAUGGGGCAGUCACAGCACAGGAGCUAUUCCAUUCUCUCUCUUUGUUGUUCUGCUUCUGCUUUGGUUCUGCAUCUCAGUUCCCCUUACCAUGGUUGGUGGAUACCUUGGGGCAAAGGCUCCUCAUAUUGAGUAUCCUGUUCGAACCAACCAGAUUCCUCGGGAAAUUCCACCUCAGAAAUAUCCAUCGUGGUUGUUGGUUCUUGGUGCCGGCACUCUACCUUUUGGUACUCUUUUCAUUGAGCUUUUCUUUAUCAUGUCUAGCAUCUGGAUGGGCCGUGUUUACUAUGUUUUUGGAUUUCUCUUCAUUGUCUUGAUUCUUCUGGUGGUGGUUUGUGCUGAAGUGUCACUAGUGUUGACUUACAUGCACCUUUGUGUGGAGGACUGGAAGUGGUGGUGGAAGUCCUUCUUUGCUUCUGGUUCAGUCGCCAUCUACAUCUUCUUGUAUUCCAUAAACUACCUAGUAUUUGACCUUAAGAGUUUGAGUGGACCUGUCUCUGCUACUCUGUACCUGGGAUAUUCUCUCUUCAUGGUUACUGCAAUUAUGCUCGCAACAGGCACAGUUGGGUUCCUUUCUUCAUUCUGGUUUGUGCAUUAUUUGUUCUCUUCAGUGAAACUGGAUUGAAGAAGCUACUCAAAGAGUCAACACUGAAGAAUUGGCACAUCGAGAAUGUUGAAAGCAGAAGCAUGCAACCCUUACAAAAUCAUUUGUUACUUUCUCGGGGAUUAGUUAGCUUCUUUUUUUUUUUCCUUUUUUUUUUUUUUAACAUUUCUAGGGAACAUCCUGGUAAUGUAAUACAAAUAAUUUCUAGCAGUUUUGCUGAAUUCUUUAUUUGAAUUCUUUAUUUGAU
Molecule: messenger RNA, 2449 nt
Organism: Rubroshorea leprosula
Lineage: Eukaryota; Viridiplantae; Streptophyta; Magnoliopsida; Malvales; Dipterocarpaceae
Source: the annotation of a GenBank genome assembly